Messenger RNA from Theileria annulata, 597 nucleotides. RefSeq names its product peroxiredoxin 1, putative. The transcript has 2 exons. The record is from RefSeq and is a predicted model, not a curated record. Gene Ontology annotation, molecular function: thioredoxin peroxidase activity. Bases 1 to 597 code for a protein of 198 amino acids. Gene Ontology annotation, biological process: cellular response to stress; hydrogen peroxide catabolic process; response to oxidative stress. Gene Ontology annotation, cellular component: cytosol. Lineage: Eukaryota; Apicomplexa; Aconoidasida; Piroplasmida; Theileriidae.
AUGUCACCGAAAGUAGGUUUGCAAGCUCCCAAUUUUAAAUGCGAGGCUGUCAUGCCAGACGGUUCUUUUAAGGAGAUUUCACUGGGGGAUUAUUUGGGCAAGAAGUACGUAGUUUUAUUUUUUUACCCUCUUGAUUUCACCUUUGUAUGUCCCACUGAGAUCGUCGCUUUCAACGAUGCUGUUGCACAAUUCGAGCAAAGGAACGUUCAACUCUUGGCCUGCAGCGUUGAUUCCAAAUACUGCCACUUGGCUUGGAGAAACACUCCUAGGGAUAAGGCUGGUGUUGGUCAGGUAAAGUUCCCAAUGCUCUCUGACAUGACUAAGGAAGUCGCUACCUCCUACGGCGUUCUUGUGGAUGAUGCCGGUCUUGCUCUUCGUGGACUCUUUCUCAUUGACAAAAAAGGAGUUUUACAGCACUCUCUUGUUAAUAAUCUUCCACUUGGACGCAGUGUAAAUGAAGUAUUGAGAUUAGUUGACGCACUACAAGUGUUUGAGACCAAGGGUGAAGUUUGUCCAGCCAAUUGGAAACUUGGUGACAAGGGAAUGCCUCCAACUACUGAGGGCGUUGUAGCUCAUUUAACUACAAAAAUGUCCUGA